Molecule: messenger RNA, 1287 nt
Organism: Medicago truncatula (barrel medic)
Lineage: Eukaryota; Viridiplantae; Streptophyta; Magnoliopsida; Fabales; Fabaceae
Product: transmembrane emp24 domain-containing protein p24delta9
Exons: 4
Coding region: 164-802 (212 amino acids)
Source: RefSeq, a predicted model, not a curated record
AUCCCUUCACCUGUUACCACCAUAACAAACUAACAGAACCAAAAUUUUCAGUUUUUUCGUUUUGAGUUCUUUCCCAAUGUCGUUUUGAUUCCUUUUCUCCGAUUCAAUCCAAACCCUAAUUUCCCUCUCCGAUCCCAAAUUGAGGAAUAUCAAAAUCGCCGCAAUGUCAAAUUCGAUUCUUCUUCUAGCAAUUCUCACCCUCGCAUUGACGAGUUUCGUCAAUUCGAUGAGGUUUGAUCUUCAAAUGGGUAGCACUAAGUGCAUUUCUGAGGAUAUUAAGAUCAAUGCGAUGACCGUUGGAAAGUAUAGUGUCGUUAAUCCUAAUGAAGGGUAUCCUCUUCCUGAUAGCCACAAGAUCACUGUCAAGGUGAGUUCUCCUCAUUCAAACACUAAUCAUUACGCUGAGCAUGUGGAAUCGGGUAAUUUUGCAUUUACUGCACCUGAGGGUGGUGACUACACAGCUUGCUUUUGGAUACCGAGUAGUAGGAUGGCCCCGUCAACUGUGACUAUUGAAUUUGAAUGGAGAAGUGGAGUUACUGCCAAAGACUGGUCUAAGGUUGCCAAGAAAGGGCAGCUUGAAAUAAUGGAAUUUGAAUUGAAGAAGCUGUAUGAUGCUGUUUCAUCCAUCCAUGACGAGAUGUUUUAUCUUCGUGAAAGGGAGGAAGAGAUGCAAGAUCUUAACAAAGCAACCAACUCCAGGAUGUUCACUUUCGGUUUCCUUUCAAUCUUGGUUUGCUUGUCUGUGGCUGGUAUGCAACUAUGGCAUUUGAAGACAUUCUUUGAGAGGAAGAAGCUCCUCUAAGAUCCUUAACACAAAUUUUGCUCUAUUUAUUUUUUAUUCCAUAUUUUCUAAUUCCCGUGGCCUGGCCGUUUCCUCACACGAAUUUUUGUCAUCUUCAUCUUUCACAAUUUGUAGAUGUUUAGAAACACUGGUUACCUUCUCAAUCUGAGAACUGGUUCAUGUCUUGAUGAUUCAAUAGUUUAUUGAAAAGUCCAUGAGAACCCUCUUCAAAAUAUAAAUGAUGAAAGCAACUAUAUUUAAUCUGGUCUGUUGCUUGUUUUGGAUUGAAACAUGUAACUACAUGUCUACACUCUACAUUAACAUUUGAAAGAGGAUGAAAGCAGAUAGAGGAGACAAAAUGCUAAAUUCAAUUGAUUCUUUUUAUGCAUGAAAUGCAACAUGCUCUUCUGUUGUUUUGGUAAGUUUCCAUGAAGAACCUAAUUACAGGUAUUGGUAACUAGUCCAUAUAGCUGAAGGAGUAGGGAUUUAGAGCUGCUUACAGCUUA